AUGGGCUACCCAGGUCAGGGCCACGGCCAGGGCCACCAGCAACCGCAGCGCGUCACUUGUCGCGUCCACCACGACGAGCGCUCUCUCACAUCCCGUCGAGGAGGCACUUACCCACGUCUCGCUCGCCUCUCCGACGGUUCCCUCCUUUCCUCCUUUACUCGCUUCGAGGACAACCAGCGCGUCCUGGUAGUCGCCCGCAGCACCGACGGCCACGAAUUCAACGACAUUGGCGAAGUCACCCGAGGCAGUGGCGACACCGACAAUCUAUUCCUGCUAGAAGUCGCCCCCUCCGUCGUGCUGGGAGCUUUCCGCAACCACGACCACGGCCCGGACGGCCGCCCCACGCACUACCGCAUCACCGUCUGCCGCUCGCACGACGGCGGGCACACCUGGCAGUUCGCCUCUCAGGCGGUGGAGAAAUCCGGGGGGGACGGACUCGGCGUCUGGGAGCCGUUUAUGCGCAUCGGCAGCCAGGGCGAGGUGCAACUCACCUACUCACAGGAGCUGGCCCACAACAACCAGUGCACCAUGCUGGUGACCUCGACCGACCAGGGCAGCACCUGGUCCGAGCCGAAGUGUCUUCACGGCAAGGACGAUCACCGUCGCGACGGAAUGAAUGGGAUCGCGCGGACAGACGACCAAGGCCGCGGGCAGCCGGCGCUGGUCAUGGUGUUCGAAACCAACACCAAGGGGCCCAUGCAGAUCGAGGCGCUGAUCUCCUACGACGACGGAUACACCUGGGGCAACCGGCAUGUCGUCUAUUCGCCCCACGAUGGUCACAAGCACAACGCGGGCGCGCCGCAGAUCGCCUCCUUCGCGGACGGGUCGAUGGCCGUGGUCUUCAUGACCGACGAGGAUCACGAUGUGGUGAAGUGGGUCCAAAAUGCGUCGAUCAAGGCCGUGUUCGCCCCGCCGCCAUACAACGGAGUGAUCGAUUGGGACCGCACCUCCACGUCCAUUUGCGCUGAUUCGAGUCACUGGCCCGGUGUCUUUGCGCUGGAUGGACACACACUCUUGGCUACUUACGAGUGCAAAGGACCCAAGGCGAGGGCCAUUUCGUCGCAGUGA
Messenger RNA from Aspergillus saccharolyticus JOP 1030-1, 1068 nucleotides. RefSeq names its product sialidase family protein. NCBI's taxonomy places the organism in Eukaryota, Fungi, Ascomycota, Eurotiomycetes, Eurotiales, Aspergillaceae. Bases 1 to 1068 code for a protein of 355 amino acids. The transcript has a single exon. The record is from RefSeq and is a predicted model, not a curated record.